Penicillium brasilianum is the source of this 2466-nucleotide messenger RNA. The record is from the annotation of a GenBank genome assembly. NCBI's taxonomy places the organism in Eukaryota, Fungi, Ascomycota, Eurotiomycetes, Eurotiales, Aspergillaceae.
CCUCCACUCGGCAGAUAAGGCGGAGCUUUUCCCCAGCCUCCACUCCCCCUUCGACACCUUUUGAAUUCUCCUAGUCAUCGUCCGUCUGGCGAUAGGCUCGCCUAAGCUCGUGCAACAUUACUACCCCAGACGGAGCUGCACACCCGAAUCCCGAGAUUGCUGAUCGGAUCCGUAAAAGACCCUUUCGCACCAGAUGGGGUCUGGGCGGUUGUCUUGGUUGGCACCCAGAAGAUGCACAAGCAGGGCAAAACGCGUUCUAAGACCGGGUGUCGAACAUGUCGCAUCCGUAAGGUGAAAUGCGACGAGGAGAAGCAUCCAGUCGAAGGCCAGGAGCCCCAUUGCCGACGAUGUACGGCAGCAGGCAUCAAAUGCGAGUGGAGGGGUGGGCCGAUUCCGCGCAAAAGCUCGUCCACUUCCUCAUCUCUCCUCGCGACUUCGAGAAAAGUGCCCGCGCGAUUAUCCACCCGCAAUGCUGGCCAAUCUGACAAGGCUGGCGCUAAGCGACUCCCGGCUCAACAAUUUAGCAGUUUUGGCCAGGCGCCAUUACUUCCUUCUCAUAGGAUUGGCAAUGGGAAUCCUAAUCCAAGUAUACAGGCAGCCAACUCCUUGACCCUAUCUGCCUUUGAUCGAGAUUGUCUCAGUUACCUCCAGAAUUCGACACUAGUCAUUAUCCUUGGCAAGCAUUGGCCGUGGUCUACGAUCUCGUACGCAUACCACCGAAUCGCUGUAAAUGAGCCUAUGGUUAUGAGCAUGAUCCUGGCAAGUACUGCUAGAGAAAUACAUCGAUCGCGACUCUACGAUCAGGAGGCGCUUUCCAUCAGCAGUCUGAAUUCAGGUACCACUGCUCACAAUGAGUCUUGUGAACUCGAUGGGCGGACGCAUUAUGGUCGAGCAUUAUCGAGCCUUCGCCAAGCCCUCAAGUCUGGCGUGAAGUCACCGCAAAAAGUGGAAGCCAUUUUUAUCACCCUAUGGCUGAUGAUCGAUUACGAAAACCGAUUCGGAAGCGGUGCUGCUGCCAUCAACAUUCACAUUCGGGGCAUCGAAAGCCUUCUUCACAACCAUGUCGUCCCAUUUCUCCAGGGCCACGCUCAUCAACAUCAUGAAAAUGCAGGACCCCAACAGACAUCACCUCCUGCCAUUACAUCCAAUCUCGAGAAUUCUCCUCGCCCUCCACUGGCGGAUCCUAUAUCACCAGCCACCAGCGAUCAGGCUGCUGAAGUCGGCUCUAGUUUCCUUGUACCACAGUCUAAUUCUGUCGACGGGCUCGGUCGUACAUCGGUUCCUCUAUUUCUGCUCUGGACUUUAUACUUCUUUACUCCAGCAGCAUUAUUUUUUGGACCUACAACAGGACGAUUGGACUCUGAUAUUUUCCACUUUUUCCUUGGUGGACACACCGAUGAAAAAAUUCCUCUUACACUGUCUGAACUAUAUCGAAUUAGUCGACAAUCGCCUGCUCGGUUCUGGGGUGAGACAUAUCCAAUGUCAGCCCAGAUGGAUGACAUGGAGAAUCUUCCAGCGUUGACCCUCUACCAUCGAAGCCAUGUCAUUCAAUUCAAGAUCACUGAACAGUUCAAACUGGGCACACCUACUGAAACGACAGUGGACGCAAUAUCGCCCUACCAAAAAGUUAUAGAUGAAAUUAACAUUUUCGCGCUUGAAUAUGAUACCGUCCUUACGGCCGUCAGAACUUCUCAAUCCUGUGAUAUUGGCGCAGGUCGCCGAGUCUUAGAGACAAGUCACUGGGCUGCCAUUACAUUCUACAGCACCAUUGUCUUCUUCCACCUCUGCUUCCAAGAUAUUAUCAACAAGCAUCCGGGAACUCAAGUUCACAGCAAACUGAUGCCCCUUUCCUCUGCAGUAUCGUUGGUUCUCGAGCUGAGCUUGAAACUUCACCGGUCCCGGCCGCACCUGAUCGUUCGCAUUACGUGGCCUUUAUUCCUAGCUGGAAUUGCAACGUCAGACCGAAUAUAUCAAGAUUGGGUGUCAAUUCGCCUAAAGGAGCUUGGUCGGUUUGGACAAAACUAUACACGCAUCGGCCUCCGAUUUGAUGAGAUUAUCCAGGGCGGGCACCCGUAUGUCUCUGAAAAGGACUUACGCUUCCUAGCUAAUGCUGAAUAAAUUCUUGCGAUGGAUGUUUGCUUUUCAAUCAGACUGUGCUCAUGUAUGUCACUUGGAAGCUAGUACGUGACCCACAGUGGUGUCAUUCUAGAGGAGUAGGGAAGGGGGCUCAUUGCGGUGUACUAAUUCCUGCCCUCCGGACAAUUUCUCUCAUUCUACGUACAUCAAACUGCGUUGUUCAAUCGGUUGUCAAGGGUGGCGUUUCGCUGAGGAAGAGAGACCAAUACUAGUAGAUAUGGGUUAAGUAAAUAUGGGUUUGGCGCCUUAAUGUGGCAAAAUAGCAAUAGCGGUCACAAUAUUGUCAUUUCAGAUCAAAAUUACUAUCGAAGAUUGAACAACCGAUCUCAG